AUGAAACCUCUUCCCCUGACUGACGAAGCCUUGCAACUGCAUUUAAACGAGCCUGAGCCGGUCCUUAUCUGCCGGCCUUGCGGCUACGCCUUGAAGCCGUUCGGGGAGCGCGUGAGCCGCCACCUGGCCGAGAAGCAUGAGGUUCCCAAGCCACAACGCCGUGGACUGAGCGCGUUAGUGAAGUCCCUACAUCUAGGGGACCCAAACGACGUUGCUCUCCGUCCCGACGGCCUCCCACCGCACGAAGCGCUGACGGUCACCCGCGGCCAUGCCUGCUGCCACUGUAGCUACCGGACGGCGAGCGAUGACCUGAUAUGCCGCCACAUCGCAAAAUCACACGGCAUCAAAGGCUUGCGGAAGACGGACAGCUGGCAACGGGACCACAUCCACAGCGGCGUCCUGCUACAGAGCUGGUCGCAGAACGGUGCGCGGGGCUUCUGGAUAGCCCAGCCUACCGCGGCGGGGUUAACGCCGCCCCGCGAGACGGGCUCUCCUGAUGCCGACGAUGUGCCCGCCGCCCAGCAUGCUCUGCUCGCCGCGGCUCACGAUGCGGAAAGAGCCCAGCUCGCCGGCGGUCUCCGUACUACCGCUUCUACCACGGGGCCUGUCGAUAUUGCAUUCCAGACCGGCUGGAUGCGUCGCACCGGCUGGGAUCUCAUGUUCGACGGCGCACGCCGCGACUUCCUCGUGAAGAUGUCGGAGCUGCCGACCGCCGGCCGGGAUGUCCAGGACGUUGAUGAAGACGACAUGCCCCAUUCGAGCCUCCCAGAGGACGAAGCCCGGCUACGACGUAUCGUGUCGGCCGUCGACGGUGUCUUCAACCGCUGCGAGGAUACGAUACGCUCCAUGGAUGUCUCCAUGCGCUGUUGGCUCCGCAGCACGGAGCCCCACCGCCCGUACAAGGCGCCAUUCGAGCUCGUCGGCCGGCAGGCCACCACGUAUAAGUACCGCAGCCUGGUGAAAAGGCUUCUGUGCUUCUGCAUACGGCUAUGGCGUCUUCCGCUGGGGACGCGGCUGUCACAGUGCCGGAGAAGCCUUACCAUCGCCCAGUCACGCGCGCUUGACGCAUUGUGGUCCGACGAACUCUGGAACACCUCACGCCUGGAUGACGCCGCGGCCUCCGCUAGCCCUACCAGGUCCGGCGCCGUCUCGCCUCACGAGGAGGCAACAGAUGCAGACGAACGCCGCAUGUUGCGCACGACAACAAGGACGAGGGCCCGGGGGAUACCAUCUCAUCAAUCACCAAGCUUCCUAGCUGGUGGAGAUCUCAGUGAUGAUGAUAGCAACAGAAGUACGACUGAGACUGAUGAUGAUGAGAAUGACUAUGAAGACCUUCUCAGUGAAGGUUUGGCGGGUUUAGAGGAUUUUGGCCAUGAGGACACGAAUGUCAGCAGCUAUACAGAUACCAUCGAGGACGGCUUGACAACUGACGCAACAGCCAGCCCCCCACCGUUUUCAGAUUUGAGUCCAGCGGGCGGCUACUUCUCAUCCGCACUUGAGGAUCUCACGCUGCGCCUGCUGUACUUCCUCAUGACAGAGGAUUUUGAGGACGGCCAGUCUAAGUCGACCCUCCUGGUCUACUUCGGCGGAGUCCUCGGCCUCACGUCCGACGGGUCCGGGUUCCGGCGCCCCGGGAACUACACAGCGAGCCUAUCAGCGUUCAUCUACUGCGCCCGCUUAGUCGUCGUCGAGGUGUUGCUCCCCCGGACCAGCCACGACUAUGUGAGCUAUCCAGCAAGGCCCCGCAGCGGACAGCUCGACAUACUCAACCGUGUCCGCCGAGAGACGAUGUGCCUGGGGUCGCAAGCGCCAAUCGGCGAGUUCCUGAGCCUCCGCGCGUAUGGGCGGGUACUAGCUACUGCUGACGGGCCUAGCUUCCGCUUUGACUGGAGCGACGACGGCCAGACGAUCUUCUGGGACGACGGGCGGCUGUCCCUGCAGCAGUUCCGGUCUCUCGCGCACAAAAUGGUCGAAACUGUAGCUGCAGCCGUCGAACGGUUGAUGUAUGGCUGGCACCCAGUUUUUGAUCUAUCCAAGACCAAGGAUCGGAUGGUCAACACACACCAAGGCUAUUCCUUCGUCUCGGAGCCGGCGAACGGCCUUCAGGAGGCCUACCUAGACCUCUCGCAGCGAGCGUGUCUCUCCAAGAUUGAUGGCCUCUUGUCCAAGGAUGGUUGGGUGGUGCGCCGGGUGCAGCGCUAUAUCAACGAUAGUGAGGCGCUGCUGUCUGCACUCGGAUGGUUCGAGGUCGGGCGGGGGUUAGGGGUGGCCGUUCAAAGCGAGCCAUCGGGGCCGGGGACGGACGACACGGCGUGGUUCGUCACGUUGCACGAGAACCAAGAGAAGCGGUUCGAGGCCGACGCGCGCGAGGAGGUCAGUACAGUGGACGAAAAGUUGGAGCCGAACGGGUGGUUGUACCGCGUCGGGUGGACGAGGGAUUUGGAAGGGUUGAACAAGACGCAGUUACAGGAGGCCACGCGACCAAUUGAGGAUGGCGAGGAGACGUUAGAGGCCAUAUGGGCCGUGUUCAACAGCGUCGCCGACAAGGCAUGCGCAACAGCAGCACCGCACAAGGUCGGGCACGACGUGUUGUUCGAGGCGGAGCGGAAGGAGAUCGGCCAGAAGCCGGUGCGGCCAUUCGACAACCGCAUGGAGGACGACACGUGGCAGCGGUACAAGGAGGUUUGGCGUAAGAUGGUGAGCAUAUGGUUCCGCAUGGACGAGUGGCCGGAGCGCGAGCGGCCGCCGUAUCGGUUCACCAUGCGUCAGGGGUCGUUGUGGGAUGCGUUCACCAGCCGUGUCGAGGCGGAUGUCGGCAGCAGGCAGGCCGCGCAGGCGGAGGAGGUCGAGAGGAUGUGUUUGGACGCCAUCAUCGCCAUCAUCGAGGACCCGUACAAGCAGAGCCAAAAGGAGAGCGCGAUGAUCGGCGCGUUGGCGGUGUUGGGCAUCCGCGAGGACGGCGGGUGGCACCAGGCGACGGAGUACACGACGAAUUAUUCAGCCGUGAUCAAGGUGGCCAAGAUGUUCGUCGUGUACCAGGCGUGGUUGGAGCGGAAGGACGAGGUGGUGGCGUUGACGGCGACCAAAGGGGCCGAGGCGGCGUACGAAGAGGCCAGCAGCGUGUUCCAUUUGGUGCGCGACAAGGUGCGGCGGUUCAUGACGCGGAUGCCCGGGCGGCCGGACGACGAGCCCAGGGCGAUGAAUUGGAUUUACGACGCGCGCACGUACGGGAUGCAUAUCCGGUUUAACACGGUGGCGCCGGGGAUGGUGGAUUGGAGCGGCGACCGGAUAUCGUUCCGGCGGGUGCGGGUGCGGGUGUGCGAGUUGGCCGAGAUGUUCCACGGGGUAGCGCAGGAGGCGCGGACGUUGUUGGCGCAGUUGGCGGUGGUGGACGGGGAUGGGGAUAGGGAUAAUGAUCCCGACAGGGACGGGCACGGCGAUGGGUACGGAGGCCGAUCAGCGUUAGCAGCAGCGUUGCCCGCCAUCAGGUGGGACAGCAUGCACGACGACCACAGCCAGGACCGGCCGGGGUAUUCGUUUUUACACGACGACCGCAACGAGGCGUGGGUGGGCAAGGGGAAGGGGUGGAUCGCACGGCGCAUCGCAGAGUCGGAGGCACGGCGGCGGGCGUGGUUAGACCCAACGCGAGGGGCGGCGGCGGCGGCAGUGGCAGCAGCAGCAGCAGCAGCAGCAGGACAGGCGGAGGAGGUCACGUCCAACCGCAGCGAUAGCCACCACCCAUACCGCGAGAGGACGGUGCAGGCAUACAGACAGGCGUUGGAAUCGUUCCGGGAGCGGUUGUGGAUGUUGAUGCACAUGGUGGCAGGGCAGCCGGCGCGGGCGCCCGAGUUAGCAGGCAUCAGACACAGCAACACGGCCAACGGCGGGGUCAGGAACGUGUUCGCACACGACGGCAUGAUAUGUUUCGUCACGUCGUACCACAAGAAUUACCGCCAGACGGGGACGGCCAAGGUGAUACACCGGUAUUUGCCGCGCGAGGUCGGCGAGUUGUUGGUGUGGUAUUUAUGGUUAGUGUUGCCGUUUUGGCAGCAGGUAGGAGGCAUCAUCCAUCAGACGGACCGGAAGAGCGCAUUUUUAUGGGCGGACGACGUGGUUGUAAGGGGCAGGGCGGCGGGCGAGGCGAGCCGUGAUAACACCAGGGGCGACGAGCGCCGCAAUAACACCAAGGACAACGACGCCCGUGACAACACCGAGGACGACGACGCCCGUGACAACACCAUCACAGACGAGAGCGCCAACGCCACCCCCGGCCGGGCGCCGUGGACGGACGAACGGUUGUGGACGUCAGACAAGGCAAGGCGGAUCAUGCAGCAGCACAGCGAGCGGUUGGUCGGCAGCAAGAUCAACAUCAGCGGGUGGCGGCACAUGGCCGUCGCCAUCGCCAACCGGUAUUUGAACGAGGCGUUCGGACGGGCAGACGACAAAAACAACGACAACGACGACAACGACGACGACAUAGGCGUCGAGGACAGCGCAUUGGAUUUGCAGGCCGGGCACGGCACGCACGUGGCGGGGAUGAUAUACGGGCGGUUGUACCAGGAGGCACCGUUCGGCACGGCGGCGUUGCGGGACAGGUUCCGGGCCGUCAGCCGGCAGUGGCACCGGUUGUUGGGGUUCGGGGCGGAGGACCGGGGCGGCGGGGCACCCACCAAGCGGCGGCGGACGGCGACGACGGCGGCGGACGAGGAGUUCGAAGGGCAGCGGCGGCGGCGGUUCACGCGGUUGCAGUUAGCCAACGCCGGCGGGCAGUUGCGGCAGAUGAUGGGGGACCCGCGGGCGGCGUUCCGCGGCCAGCAGGAGCGGGUCAUCCGGUCGAUCAUGCGCGGGGACGACCCGAUCGUGCAGGUGACGGGCACGGGCGGCGGCAAGAGUUUGUCGUUCAUGUUGCCGGCGUAUUGCGCACCGGACGGGGUGACGAUCGUCGUGACGCCGUUGGUGGCGUUGCGCACCGACAUGGACGCGCGGUGUUCGAGGUCGGGGUUGGCGUCGACAACGUGGCGCGGCGGCGGGCGGGCCAACACGGCCGCAGCAACGGUGGUGUUCGUGACGCCCGAGUCGGCCGUCACGCAGGGAUUCCGGGAUUUCGUCGGGCGGUUGCAGCGGCGGCAGCAGUUGGACCGGGUGGUGUUGGACGAGUGCCACGUCGUGUUGGAUGGGUCGAGGGGGUUCCGGCCGGCGUUGCGGGCGUUGGGGCGGACGGUGCAGGAGUUCGGGGCGCAGUUGGUGUGUUUGACGGCGACGUUGCCGCCGGCGGAGGAGCGGGAGUUUUUCGCCGUGACGGGGAUCCGGCAGGAGCGGGUGCGGGUGUUCCGCGAGGCGACGACGCGGAGGAAUAUCGAGUAUGGGGUUGUUGUCGUUGCGUUAGGGUCAGGGGGUGGGGGUCGUGGUCGUGGUCGUGGUGCGGCAAGCCACAGGCGCCGGGCAGAGUCAGGGUUAGGGUUAGGGUCAGGUCGGGAGGGUGAGGACGGCGAGUUGAGCGCCGUCGAGGAGCGCGGUUGCCAGGAGGUCAGGGAUUGGUUGCGGCAGCAGCCACGCGGCAAGGCGGUGGUGUACAGCAGCACGAUCGAGGGCGUCGAGCGGAUGGCCGAGGCGUUGGGGUGCGCAGCGUUCCACAGCAGCAUCGGCAGCACGGAGGACAAGGCGUCGAGGUUGGAGGCGUGGAGGAUGGGCGACGGCGCCGAUGGGGGCGUCAUCGUGGCGACGAACGCGUUGGGGUUAGGCAUCGACGUGCCGGACGUGCGGUUGGUGGUCCACGCGGGCAUGCCGCGGCGGUUGCGGGAUUUCGUCCAGGAGAGCGGGCGUGCCGGGCGAGACGGCCAGCCAAGCCGGUCGGUUGUUAUAUGCAGUAGGGCAGCCGUGGAGGAGAAGGAGAAGGAGAAGCAGAAGGAGAAGGAGGCAGGGGAGGCAGAGAAAGAUGGGAGGGCAGCCGGAGGGGGAUGGGAGGUGUCAACAAGGACAUACAUCAGGGGAGAGGUAUGCCGGCGGAUUGUGUUAGACGAGGUCAUGGACGGGCGGGUGGACCGUCCAGGGUGCGAGGAGGGCGAAGAGGCAUGCGACAUAUGCCGGCAGAGGGCGUCGGAGGUGAUGUGGGUAGACGACGGGGAUGGAGAUAUGGAUAGGGACAAGGACGGGGAUAGAGAGGGACAUGGAGCCAGAGAAGACGAAGAGAUCAGGGCCGCGUUCGAGACCAGUCAGCAAGCCAGGCAGUUCCGCCAGUGGCAGGCCAGGGCAGAGCGUUCAGGGUUAGGGGAGGAGGGGGAGACGUUCAAGCAGCAGUUGGCGCGGUGGGCGGGACGGUGCACGUAUUGCGGGAUACGCCGGAGAGAGAGCGACGGGCACACGUUAGACGAUUGCCCAGGCCGCGGGGAGCAGGCGUGGGGGUGGACGGCGCAGUACAGGAGGCAGAUGGAAGAGGCCAUGUUCGACGGACGGAUGAUGGAGAAUUUCAGCAGUUGUUUCCAUUGCGGAUUGCCGCAGGGUUGGUGUCGGCGAUGGGAGCCGUUGGGCGAGGACGGCGGGCGGUUCACGGAGGUCGAGGGCGGUUCAUGCCAGUACCAAGGGUUGAUGGUUACGAUGUUCGCCGUCGCAACGAUCGGUGUGGGGUCGAGGGUGUACGAGGAGACGGUGAGGGCGAUGCGCAGAGCGGACGGGUUAGAGGAGUGGGCAUCGAGCGAGAAGGAGGUAUAUAAGUGGUUAGGGCAGAUGAUCCAAUGGGGAGGGGUGCAGUCAAGCAAGUUGUGCCGGUUGACAAGCCAGUUGUGGCAGAAGGCAGUAGAGGGCGUAGCAGAGGGGUGA
Colletotrichum siamense is the source of this 6816-nucleotide messenger RNA. Its product is annotated as Bloom syndrome protein-like protein. Gene Ontology annotation, biological process: double-strand break repair via homologous recombination. The record is from RefSeq and is a predicted model, not a curated record. NCBI's taxonomy places the organism in Eukaryota, Fungi, Ascomycota, Sordariomycetes, Glomerellales, Glomerellaceae. Gene Ontology annotation, cellular component: chromosome; cytoplasm. The coding region runs from base 1 to 6816 and encodes 2271 amino acids. Gene Ontology annotation, molecular function: 3'-5' DNA helicase activity; four-way junction helicase activity; nucleic acid binding. The transcript has 4 exons.